AUGUCGCUUCCUGUGGCCAUUCGUUCGGUCAUAUUCUACUACCUGGCUUGCACACCAUGCAAUGAUGCAAAGGGGCGGUACAGGGCCAAGCAGAAGGCCAAGAAAGAUCGCGAGAACAAGGCGACGCUCGAGAUGGAACAGCCCGGCCUAUACGCCCACCCAUCACCAUGGAACACGAACCCGUAUUGGCAAGAGGAGAUUGAUAUCGGGCCCAAGCUCCCGAAGAAGACGGGGAACAAGAACUCGAGCCAGCGCGGCCUCAACAGCGCCGGCACGAGCGCCGGGCGGGACAGCACGUCCGCCAGCUUGACGGCCACCAGCUCCAACCUCGAACACAGCACGACAGGCCGCACCAGUCCCACGAUCAUACCAGAAGACGACGGCACCAGGAUAUCGGGCGACGGCUGGAACAAGACGAGAUACCAGCGGGAGGACGAGGAGCUCUGGGGCGGCGACCUCAGCAAGAUGGGCCACAAGUUGGUGGAUAACAUCGUCAAGGCCGGAAACUCGGCCGGUCGCAUGAUCAAGGGCGAGCUCAGCAAGGAGAGGCAGGUCACCGAGGAGGAGCGCCGCGAUUUCUACUUUACGCCCAAGAACCCCCCUGUAAACGAGUAUCACCCGCCCAUCGUCGGCAGCACGCCCGCGCACAAGAACGCGCUUCAGUGGAUGCUGCAACCUCCACCAACCGCCAAGCUCAUGGAAGGCCGUGUCCCUGUCAGCAGGGCGAAGAGCUCGAGCAGCGUCGCGAGCCGGGGCAGCAGGGCGAGCAAGGCCAGCAGGACGGCGGCGACAGAGGACACCCCCUUGGGCCGCAUCGUCAGAGAAAAGGCCCUGCAGGAGAAGCUUCGCAAGCAAGAGACGCCGUCGGAAACGGAACUCAUCGACGCGCUCAUCGGCUCUCGGUCGAGGCAAACAUUGGUCUCCACCAGGGGCAGGAGCAUGCGCAGCCGCAGCCUCUCACUAGAAUCGGAGAUGUACUCAGAGCCAUCGACCGACAGCGAGCUCGUCGAGCGGAGAAAACAUGCGCGCCGGCAGCCCAACUACCAGGACGCGGACGGGUCGAGCGACGACGAGGACGUGGAUGCCUUGAGGCAGAGCCGCGACUCGUUGCGUGCGCGAGGGUCAACGCGGGUGGCGGCACGGCCCAGACUCGGCACCAUCCGCAGCUCAGGCACCGGCAACAGCACACCGAGAGCGGCGCUAGCGGCCAAGCCUACGAACACGAGGGCGGAGAGCAUCACACCGCGACCCUCUUCGCCGACGGCGCCCGCCAAGGCCUACGUCGUGUCGACGACGAUGGGCAAGAACGACGAGAACCAGGCCAUCCCCGCUGGAUUCUAG
Messenger RNA from Verticillium nonalfalfae, 1341 nucleotides. RefSeq lists its product as uncharacterized. Lineage: Eukaryota; Fungi; Ascomycota; Sordariomycetes; Glomerellales; Plectosphaerellaceae. The transcript has a single exon. The record is from RefSeq and is a predicted model, not a curated record. Bases 1 to 1341 code for a protein of 446 amino acids.